Neltuma alba is the source of this 1278-nucleotide messenger RNA. RefSeq lists its product as uncharacterized. Lineage: Eukaryota; Viridiplantae; Streptophyta; Magnoliopsida; Fabales; Fabaceae. The transcript is spliced from 8 exons. The record is from RefSeq and is a predicted model, not a curated record. Bases 27 to 1046 code for a protein of 339 amino acids.
UGUCUUUGAAGAGCCCAAUCCUAUUCAUGGCAGCCAUUGUCCAUUUGCCAAAGCUCCUAUUCUUCAAUCCUGUUGGAUUCUUCAGUUCCAAGUGUCAGAAAUUGUUCUCUGUUUCCCACCCCACCGCCACUUCCAAUUCCGGAGUCAGGCUCAAGUCAACGCCUUCAUCUUCUUCUCUCAUGGCCACUCAAAUUCGGGUUUCCGAAGGUGAACCCAGUGAAGAAUUGGAGCGUUCCUCUUCUCGCACAAUCGGAGAACAUGAUCUUCUCAUUGUGGGUCCCGGGGUUCUUGGUCGUUUGGUGGCUGAGAAAUGGCGGGAGGAACAUCCCGGUUGUCAAAUUUUUGGACAAACAGUGACCACUAAUCAUCACGACGAGUUGAUUAAAUUGGGUAUUAAUCCGUCUUUGAAGUGGACAGAGGCCACGCACAAAUUUCCUUAUGUCAUUUUCUGUGCUCCACCUUACCAGUCCACAGAUUACCCUGGUGAUCUGAGGCAAGCUGCAUUAAGUUGGAAUGGUGAAGGCUCUUUCCUGUUUACAUCAAGUUCUGCUCCUUAUGAUUGUAAUGAUAAUGGAGAAUGCAAUGAGGAUACUCCAGUUGUGCCAAUUGGCAGAAGCCCCAGGACCGAUGUCCUUCUAAAAGCUGAGAAUGUGGUAUUGGAGUUUGGUGGUUGUGUUCUGAGACUUUCAGCACUUUAUAAAGAUGACAAAGGUGCACACGCUUAUUGGCUAGAGAAGGGGGUUGUUGAUGCCCGCCCUGAUCACAUCCUGAAUUUUAUUCAUUAUGAGGAUGCAGCUUCCCUCUCAAUUGCAAUCUUGAAGAAGAAGUUAAAAGGAAGGAUCUUUUUGGGUUGUGAUAAUCAUCCCUUGUCGAGGCAAGAAGUGAUGGAUCUGGUCAAUCAAAGCGGCAAAUUUGGAAAGAAGUUUGAGAAAUUUGCUAGCUCUGACGGCCCCCUAGGUAAGAGAUUGGACAACUCCAAAACACGCCAAGAAAUAGGGUGGGAGCCAAAGUACUCCAGCUUUGCUUAUUUUCUGGAGACCCUAUGAUAUAUUUCCAAACAUAUCCCUGGUGUUGAAAUCAAGUUUAAACUCAGUCAUGGCUUUCCAUGGAUGAUAUGGUUUAUACGCACGUACCAAGUGCUUAUUCUUUUGACAUGUUCUCUCUAUUUAUGCUGUACAGAAAGGAUUCAUCAUUCAUCAAUGAUUGACCUGUAAACGGCCAACGACAAUCUGUAUGUCAUAUCUAUACCAGUAAUCCAGAGUUAGUUUUUCACCUCCU